AAUCCAGUCUUGGCGGUUAGUUUUAGUCAUUUUGAGUCUGAGACUUAAACAGUUAAGAUUGUGUCUGUUUUUUGCUCUUCUUUCAUCUUUUUUUUUGUAUCUGGUAAAAGUAAUGAACAUUAUGGAAAGUUGUUUGGUGUAAAUAUGAUUCUUAAAUAUGUUACAUUUUUUAUGGUCACCACUAUUUUAAUAGAAACCCAUUCUUAUGUGUUGAGUCAUUUGACAACUAUGUGCCCACGAUUGGAUUAAAUUUUGUUGUUAUAUCGAAUCAUGCCAUGGAUAAUUGUGCUUCUCACCUUAAUAGAAUUUUCUUCGGCCAAACUUGCUUCCAUUGGAAUUUAUUGGAAUGCCUCUAAUCCAAUAUUCAGGAUUGACAACACUGACCACAUAAUAGAUGUAAAUAGAGGAAACAAUCCCUUUGAAUAUGAUCAGGUCAACAUUAUUUGUCCAACUUAUACCGAAGGAACAAAUGAAGAAGCCGAAACUUACAUCAUUUACAAUGUAUCAAAGGAAGAGUACGAUUCUUGCCGCAUAACCAACAGCAAUCCUCGAAUUAUUGCUAUCUGUGAUAAGCCUCAUCAAUUAAAAUAUUUUACAAUCACCUUUAGAUCCUUUACACCUCAACCCGGAGGCCUUGAAUUCAAACCUGGCCAAGAUUAUUAUUUCAUUUCAACGUCAACCGGUAAACGGGAAGGCCUUGAUCGUCGUUUAGGUGGACGAUGUUCAACCCACCACAUGAAAGUCAUUUUUAAAGUUUGCUGUUCAACCAAUGAUAACAACGUCUUGAACGACAAAAGUGAUGCCAAUAACAUUAAAAAUAAUAGCAACAUAAAUAGCACCAUAAAUAACAACCAAUCUUUCUCAUCAACAACUGUCGAUUCAUCGUCUUUAUCAUCAUCAGAAUUGUCUAUAGAAUCGUCCUCAUCAUCUUCCAUUGCAUCUUCAUCCCUUUCAUCUGCGUCCUCUUCACCUUCACCUUUGGUCACUUCAUCAAACCUCAUUUUUACAUUAACAUCAUCACCUUCACCCUCCAUACAAAGUAAUAAAGAUUUUAUUAAUUCUAAUAGAGACUUGCACAGUGAUGACCGAUCCAAUGCCAAUGGACUCUAUCUUAAUGCCAACAUUAAUAACAUAAAUUCAUUGGUCUCAACCUCAUCACCACCUUCAACAUCAACAACCUUAGGUUCACUAGUGACUUCAACAUUUCCCGCUUCACCGGAACACUGGUGGAGACCGCAUUUCACUCGAAUCCAAGAUCUUAAAUGGAGAUCAAAAGGACCCGGGAAUGUGGUUAAAGAGACAAAUCAUCACCACUUGACCGUUGGACACGAUUCCAAUUCCUUUACAAAUCCCAAUGCUAACAAUUCGCAAAACAAUAGUUCAAAUGAUACCUUGCGACCCAUUGCUUGGACCAUUUUUGCUAUCGCCUGUUUCAUUUUCAUCAUCUUUUGGGCGCUUUGGUGUAAAGUUCGUCGGAACAAUGUGAUGUUACCAAUGUCCAAAUAGCGAAAUAUCGUCAAGUUUUUUUCUUUCUAACCUGUAAAAAAAUGCUGAUCUUUAUAUAUGUAUACAUAGAUGAAAAAUUAUGUAUUGUAUGAAAAAACAAAAACAGAAAACUCGAAAAAUUCAGACUCUUUUUGUAUUAAUAACAUGUUUAGAGAUGAAAGUUUGAGAAAAAAAAUCUUCACUUGAAAUUCGUAACAUUUUUGUCUUGAAUAUUGUCAUUGAGUAAAAAUGAAACUGAAAAAAUUCCUUUAUUAACAAUUGUAAUUUAUGUAAAUAUUGCUAUUAUAAUAUUUAUCAUGACAAAUAAAAAUGAAAAAAAAGUA
Tetranychus urticae (two-spotted spider mite) is the source of this 1829-nucleotide messenger RNA. RefSeq names its product ephrin (gene Ephrin). Gene Ontology annotation, biological process: ephrin receptor signaling pathway; axon guidance. The record is from RefSeq and is a predicted model, not a curated record. Gene Ontology annotation, molecular function: ephrin receptor binding. Gene Ontology annotation, cellular component: plasma membrane. Lineage: Eukaryota; Metazoa; Arthropoda; Arachnida; Trombidiformes; Tetranychidae.